GGAGAAUAAAAAGUCGGCGCUACUUGUUUCAGGUUUAUUUUUCCUGGGAGAUUUAGCGAGUUUAGAUUCGGUUUAUUGUGUUGGAAAGAGGGCAAACAGCCUAUUGGGUAUUUUCGUUAAAAGUCAUCAUCUUAAGAUAAGCUAUUAUAUCCAAUUUUAGAAGUUAAGUAAUUAAAUUUCGUUAUUUCGAUUUCCUACACUGUAGCCAGUUUGAGUUUGAUAAAUUUCAGAGAUGAACUAUAAUUAUCCAAAGGAAGAUUUUGCUCCAAAAAUUGAUUUGCUACCCCAAGAAUUGUUAGAGCAUGUUUUGUGUUUGCCAUUUGUUUCAUUUAAGGAUAUUUGUAGGUUCUCUUGCGUUUGUUCAAAGUUCAGAAAUGCUGGAAAUAGCAAUGAAGUCUGGAGAUGUAAGUUUACUCAGAGUUAUUCUGCUCUUUUGAGUAACUACUCAAGAAGUAAGGUAUACACUUGGAAGGAGGAAUAUAUGGAACGAUACUUAUGUGGGUUAAACAUUCGAAAGGUGGUUUCUAGUAUGUCGGAAAGAUUCUACCACAAAGAUGAUAUUGCUGAUGAUGAUUUUGAAUGUAUACUGCAAAAUUUCAACCACCCUUUCUCUCAACAGUUUAUCGUUCAUGAACUUGUACAGUUAUCUGAUUUGAAUUGCAUUCAAAACCUCACAGAAAAAUACUAUGCAGAGAAGAUACUAAGAUAUGUUGGACGUCAGUAUCUUGAGAAGCGCUGGCUAGAAUAUUUGGCACUUCCUAAUGAGAAGCAGACUUUAGAAAAAGGUGCAAUUCUUUUUGCUCAGUGGUGUAAUCCAACAACAAACAUUCAGGAAGACGUCACAUCUCAGUUGGAUCACCUUUCUCAACUUGUAAGAGAAGAACUUCAGCAAAGUGACUGCAACCAUCCAUUGCUACAAAUAAAUCAAGAGGAAAUAGACAUUGAAGCAACAGAGUCACUGUGGCUGCCUAGAGAUUGCCGUGCCAUUCUUACUUCCCUGAAUGUAGUCCUUUUUCAUCAUCUCAAGUUUCAACAAACUAGGGCUGAUCAAAUUGUGAAAAGUUACUAUAUUCAUGAGGUGCUGAAGACACGCACAGGAAACUUGAUUUCACUUGGAAUUCUCUAUAUUAUACUUGCCAAACGACUUGGGGUUUCUUGCUUUCCAGUGUUUUCACCACAGCAUUUUCUUUUGAAGUGGUUACAAAACCCAGAACUUUCUGUAGAACAACAAUAUUCGUAUAUUGACAUCAGUUCAGAAGGAAAAUUUGUUAGCAGAGGAAACUGUCCUUAUUCAGGACAUCAAACUGUCAAAAGGGAUACAGUAGCUCAUCCAGAGACUCCACUUAAGAUAAUUGAAAAAAUAUCAUGGGAUCUUGUGGAUUUAGGAAGACAAAUAGAAAAUGUUAUGGAAGGCCAAACCUGUAUGCGCAAUGGAUUAGAGCUUCUAAACUUAUUAACACCAGAAGAUGAUAACAGCCACAUUCUUCUGGCAAGAGUUUAUAAUCAGUUAGGGAUAAAUCUUGUAAAGGUGCUGUCCAUAGUAAAAGAAGUUUCAGCAAGAAAUUCUAUAUCCAAAAGGCUUUUGGAUUUUCUUGGCAAGGAUGCUAAACGCCAGUUAGCUGCACAAAGAAUUAAAAAAUCUGAGGUGGUUAUAUCCCUUCUUCACAGUAACUACCCUGAGGUAAAAUAUGCGGUGGGAAUGAUUAUGAAACACUGCAAAUACCACUAUACCUGUGUAAUAUAUGGCUGGGAUCCUAUAUGCAAAGCUAAUGGAACGUGGAUACACCAAAUGGGAGUGCACACUCUAGUAAAUAAAGAACGCCAACCAUUUUAUCAUGUUCUGGUUGAAGAUGGAUCAAAUCGAUAUGCAGCUCAAGAAAAUCUCAAGAUUGCUGAUUUUCCAAGAAGUAUACAACACCCAAUGAUUGGAAAAUAUUUUCAAAGCUUUUGUAUGACCUACUAUAUACCAAAUAAGGAGAAAGAAGCUGAAUAUCCUGAAGAUAAUAUUGUGAGGAACAGAUUUUUUGGUAACAUGCAGAAUGAUACUCAGUUACAGAAUUGUGUUCUGUAAAAGCUUAUGUUGUGAAGUUGAUAUAUUCAGAAAAUAUUUGGUUAUUGGUUGUUUUUUGCUAAAGUUUUUUCACAAAGCUUUUAGUCUUCAAUAUUUACUGUGUUCAAAAAACUUUCUCUGAAAAACCUUUUAUAUUCACCUGUUUUUUAUUUAAAGCUGUGAAAAUAUAAUGAAAACUUAGCUUGGUGUUUUAGAAGUUAUUUGAAAUAAGUAAAUAGCAAAUCAUAAAACAUUACCAUGAAAUUUUUUUCCCAAAUAAACUGGUUUCAAGUAAUAAACUGUUCGAGGUUAUAAUAAAAUUGAAUUUUUUAAAACAAAGUAGUCUCUGAUACGGUACGUUACCUCUGUUCACAUGAAUAGCUAUUCUCCUUCAUUGCUUCCCUCUAUAUGCAAAAACAUUUCUUCACAUGCCACAAGCCUUGAGUGCCCAUGUACCUUACCAUCAAAUGGUUCAACUGCAUCUUGUAUGUAAAUGAUGGUGUGACAACCAUCCACCAAUAGGAGUGUGACAUACUCACCUGAUGCACGUGACUCCAUCUAUACUAUUCUAACAAACUAUCACUUAUUGUUUGGCAGUACUUGUGUCAUGACACCUUUUUUGUGCUUUUCUAUCGUGUUUCUUCAUUCAACUUAGUGCAUUUGUUUUAUAUUCAUACCAAAGUGGUUUUGUUUUUUCGAAUGUUCACAAAUUUUCUUGAUAACGUAUUUUACCCAGUUUUCAGUUUUUUCCAUCAAACAUUUAUGUAUGAUUAUUCUUUGUAACACAUUGAAUUCAGAAGUACAAGUUACCACUUUGGAAGUAAUACCUUCUACAAGCACACUCACACAGGCUACAGGUGGGGGUAACUCAUUUAUGGACAUAUUGGCUCUCAUCUGCCGUGAGAUUGAUUGUUAUAUGAGUCAACCUGCUUCUCCUGAUGUUGCUCCUAUUUCUAUUGAACAUGCCGAACCUGUUUAGGUCGACAAGGAUUUUGACACACUUUUUCCUCCACCUGAUUUUGCUGUGUCUUCCUAUACCCCUACUGCGGAAUCAGCUAGGCCAAUAUGGCUUUUUUCGACAUGAUUUCUUAGGUAUGUUCUGUUUUUAUCCAUUUCCCCGAUUUCAUAUGAUCCCCUCCCUCCCUUUCUUGUUACAUGAUAGCCCCUUCCCACAGUAUUUGGUUUUCCCUCUUCCCCAAAUAUUAGGGUUCUUGCAGAGCAUUUUGUUUCUCAGAUGGUUGAUAAUGCUAGGAUGCCUCGCCCUCCAUGGGCUUUGGAUCAGUUUGCUUUGACCUAACUUCAGGCUGAAUCUCUGUUUCUCGAUUCUCAACAGUUGGAAUUGAUUUUGCCUGUGUGUGUGUGGUGGGUGGGGGGGGGGACCGAUGAUCAUCCUGUUCGUAUAUCCCACACCCAAUGGUCCUGAGGAUUUCACAAGGGAUAGCUUCUUCCUGAUUACCUCCACAUUGGCACGUUUGUCUUCUUUGGUUCUUUCCUUACACACGUGUUUUUUCUGUUGUUGGGAUCUCCUGGGGAUGGAUGCUGUUUGGUCACAACUUUGGUUACUGCUACCUUAUCUCCGGGACUUACAUAUGACCCCUUUUCUACAGCAGUAUACUUUCGGUAGUAUUCCUGAGACUUUAUUAUCCCGUUUUGGAAUUGGUGAGACAACAAAUGACCUUUUCUUCUUUGGUGGAUCAUUUGUCUCAUUCAGAGCCUAGACAAGCCCCUAUUACUGUUUCCUGUCCUGCUCCUUUUGAGCCACUACCUAUUCCUGUCUCCAGGGUUUCUCCUCUCAGCGAAUUAUUCGAUGCAGAUGGACACGUUUCCAACAGUACCGGUGACUACUCAGUAGGUUCUGGUCCAGUGGGGCUCACUUGACCAAUUUUGUUCCCCUUUGGUGGCUUUUUUGCCACAUAUAUGUGAGUUAUUCUAAUAUUAUUCAAGGGACUUGUCAUCCACUUCCUUUCCCCUCCUUCACUGUCUCAGGUACUUGUAUCCUUUCCAUUGCCUCGGGAUGCUACUACCAGUCAACAUCUGUCUGAGGCAGUACAAGAUAUUCUCUCACAGAAUGCCAGCGAACCUGUCCUCAUCUUUCUCGAGGUUUUUUAUUCCAGGCUGUUUCUAGUACCCAAGAAAACUGGGAACUGGUGGCCUGUGAUCAGUUUGCCCCGCCUAAAUCAGUUUUUGGUUCUACUCAAUUUACCAUAGUCAUUUCUUGCUCUCAAGUGGGUUUUUUCUCCAGGUUUGUGGAUGACCAAGGUAUAUGUCACAAAUGCUUAUCUGCAUGUUCCAAUAUCUCAUCUUCAGGAUUGCUUCGGCCCAAUAUGCCUUUUGUUGGGUGUUCAUGACUUUUGCCUGACAUUUGCAUGCUUGGGGUUGCGCUUACAUCAUUACAUGGACGACUGGCUUCUGUUAGGUUGUACUGAAUGGGAGUCUGCUCAUCACACCAAUCUAAUGCUCCUGGAGACAGCUCUUAAUCACAUUGGAGAAGUCAUUUCUUAUACCUACCCAAUAUCUUGGCCACUUGCGUGUCUUUUUCAACACUCAUCUCAGUCUGGCCCAACCUUCUCCUCUUCAACUUUGUUCAAUGGAGCUUUCAGUUCUUCAUGCCCUUACUGUUCCCUCUCUUAAAGCUCAAGAGGUCCUAUCACUUUUGGGGAUGUGAUGUUCUUUGAAAGCCCUUGUCCCCUUGGGUCGAGUAUAUAUGAGGUCUCUUCAGUGGACUCUGCAUGACCAGUGGAACCUUGUAUGGGAUCCAUUGGUGAUUUGCACUGGUGGUUGGACAGGGCUCACAUGUCAGUGGGUGUUCUGCUUCCUUCCCCUCAUCCAGAUUUUCAUAUCUUCAGAGAUGCUUCCCUUCAGGGCUGUGGGUGCCGAUGGGUCGAUCAUCAGGAAGUUUUAGGUUGGUGUGCUCCAGCCAAAAGAUCUUACCAUAUCAACAUCCUGGAGCUUCUGGCCAUACCUCAUGCUCUGGAUCAUUUUCUUGAUUCAUUCUGACAAUUCUACUGGAUCUCAUUUCCUUUGUGAUCAAACCUUGGAUCUUCAUUUUUGGGCCCACAUGCUCAGUAUUUGUCUCCUUGCAUGCCAUGUUCCAGGUGCAUACAAUCUUGUUGUGGAUAAUCUUUCCCAUCCCAACAAAGUUUAUCUAACAGCUACAAUUUCAGUGGGGUACACAUCACCUAGAUGCAUUUGCCAUAUCCAUCAAUACCAGGUUACCUAUGUUUUGGUUUCUGGUUUUUCAUCCACUUGCUCUGGCUGAUGAUGCAUUCAGUCAAGAUUGGACCAACAAAUACCUAUAUGUUUAGCCUCCAGUCUGUCUUCUUCCCAAGGUGAUUUUGAUCAUCCAUGUCACUCUGUGUCAAGUCCUGACUGCUCCUUACUUACAUUGGUUGCUGUGGUUGCUCCAGCUACAAUUUGCCCUCUCCAUAACCAUUUUCUCUUACUCCUUCCCUUCUAUAUCAACCUCAGUCACCAGCAUUUCAUCCAGCCCUUCAUAUCCUCUAUCUUCAUGCCUGGUUUGUAUCCAGUCCCUGGUGUGGAGAUACAGUUUGUCCUAGUGGGUCACUUUUUUUUAGCUUGUUCCAUUCAUCCUUCCUCUAGGGAUGUUUAUCAGUGUCAUUGGAAUGUUUUCUGCCACUGGUCUUUGAGUCAAGGAUUUUCCCCUGCUCGCCCCACUGUGUCUCAUCUUACAGAUAUCCUCACUUUGAUGUUUGAUCUGGGAUUUCCUGUCUUCCCAAUUGUGGGUUAUUGGGCUUCCUUAUCCCACACUUUUCGUUUUCCAGGUACCAUAAAGUUUUAUCUCUCCUACCCUUUCACUAUUGUUGCAUUCCUUCCAGAUUCAUCAUCCACUUCAGUGUGCAGUCCUUCCGAAUUGUGAUGUCUAUGUGGUUCUUCACUGCCUUACUUUGCCUCUAUUUCAACCUCUGUCCUCGUGCUCGAUUUUUCACUUAUCCCUUAUUUCCUUCUCCUUUUGGCCUUUGGAUAUCAUAGGUCGAAUUUAUUUGCCAUUGACUUUUUCUCAUACUCCAUAUCAUUCCCUAUAUAUUCUCCUUUAUCCAGAUUGAUCUUUCCUUCGCAAAACUUUGAUGGCUCAUGAAAGUGACUUCCCUUCCUUCCAUUUCCCAUCUGUAUCCUCAGUCGUAUCCGGAUAGGCUACUAUGUCCCGUAUGUGCUCUUCGUUGUUAUAUUGCCUGCAUGGCUUCCCUCCAUUGUGCCUGUUCCUGCUUAUUCAUUCCUUGGCAGAUAUCCUCUGUAUGUGACCUUUUGCCUUCCACCCUGACCAGUUGGGUUUGGCUUUUAAUUCAUUUGGCUUUAUCUUCUUUGUCUUAUUCUUCCCAUAAUUUUUUCCAGAUGUCUUCUCAUGAGAUCAGGCACUUUACCUUUUCCCUGGUGUUUCAUCUCCAUUGUAUCUUGGAGGAAAUUCUUCAAUGGGGCAUGUGAACUACAUGUAUGCAUCCCUCUCUGUGGUGAGUGGUGCCAUAAAAUGCUCACUUUUGAGAUGGGGUGUUCCACAAGAUCACUUGUAGGUUUUUCUU
Molecule: messenger RNA, 6585 nt
Organism: Limulus polyphemus (Atlantic horseshoe crab)
Lineage: Eukaryota; Metazoa; Arthropoda; Merostomata; Xiphosura; Limulidae
Product: F-box only protein 21-like
Exons: 12
Coding region: 233-2071 (612 amino acids)
Molecular function (GO): DNA binding; protein binding
Source: RefSeq, a predicted model, not a curated record